CAGCACCACCAUCGCCCUCUUUUCACUGUCGCCAGCCCAUCAUCCACUCUUCCACUACCUUGACGCGUUUGUACUUCAACGCAAUCAACCCUUGGACCGUCAUACCUAGCUCUAAGUUGGUCCACUUGUAGCUCCGUUUACCGCUUAUCAGCAACCAUGGAUCCCUCAGCAGCUCUCUAUCCUCUCAAGUCUCCUACCGGUUCUGGCUUCCGCCGGUCACACACCAAGCAGAUCUCCCGCUGCAAAUCCUUCUACGUACCGCCGUCAGAGCCUUUGAACUGCUCCCCACCCCCAAGCGCGUCUUCUUACGACACCGAGUUUCGACCCCACUCAUACGAUAGUACAGACUCUGGCUACCACAGCUCGAUGGACGCAGGCCACAAGCUAAACAAGUCCCGUUCGCGUCGGGACUUGACAGAGCCAAAGCCCGCCCAGCCCGAAGCGGAGCACGACGCGGCGAAACACAGGUCUAGCUUUGGCUUGAGCUUGCGGUUGCGGAAGAAGUCUGCUCCACCCCUUCCGACAUCCUUCCACUCUGCUGACACCCAUCCACCACUCCCUACCGAAAUGCGGAGAGUGCACCCGAUUCCUCAGGUGCUCGAGCCUAUGUCGUCGCCCUCGAGCCCUGAUGACUCUGAAGAACCCGACCCACCUGACUAUCAGCGUAGACCAUACCUUUUGACACGGGAGGGCAUGCAGUACCAUCCGUAUCCGCGAACUCAAGCACCGUAUAUGCAAUCUUGUGACCAUGAUUUCCAAGACAGUGACGAGCACUCUGAAAGGCUAUUGGCUGCUUUGAAUCCCAACGAAACACCUUCAUUCGUCACCUUUAGCAGUCCACCACAGAAUAUUCUCGAUCUUGGCUGUGGCUCCGGAGGUUGGGCCAUUCGUGCAGCUAACUUCUGGCCAAAAUCACGCGUCAUUGGAUUUGACCUUGUCGAUCCAAAGCAGUUCUUAAGCGAAGAAACACGCGCUCCUACGAACGUUCAGUGGAUGGAAGGCAAUUUCCUUCACAAGCUCCCGUUCCCGAAGGAAUCGUUCGAUCUUGUGCGAAUGUCUAAUCUUGCUCUCGCAGUACCCAAGAAGGCCUGGCCACGAGUAUUCCGCGAAGUUCGGAGGGUACUCACGCCUGGCGGCCAACUCGAACUCAUCCAUGAUGACAUGUGCUUCUCUUACCAUGGCCCUCACCCACCACGAGAGGAGCACCCAUCGCCGUUAUCCCUUUCGCCACGGAAACCAUCUACACCAGUUCCCACGCAUGCUCUCGGUGAAUCUUUCCUGGACACCGAUCCAUAUGAGAGCACGGAAAGUCUCGUUCCUGAUCCGGAACCAGCGCGCAAUUCGUUCUCAUCUGAUGACGUUGACACACUGCCGCCUUACACAGAAUCUACUACCGGCCGGGUGGCAGAAUGGACGAGGAAAGCGCACGAUUCGUGGGAGCUCGAGAAUGUGUUUCGGGACAUGCUUCAUGCGCGACACAUUUCUGAGAGGCCGCAGGAGCGCUUCGAACGGGCGUUUGAUACUACAUUUGGCCGGCAGCACAGCGAACUUGUUACUACCCUCCAUCUUGCGCUUGCUCCACCUGAUGUCGAGAACGAAUUGGAUGAUGGGACCGUCAAGACAAAGACGAAGAGGAGAAAAGCGCUCAAAAACUGGCUUAACGCGAAUGUUUCCAACCAGCGGGAUUCGAUGCUCUGGCAUCGCAGCAGCGAAUUAAACCUACAGGCUGCACCGGUUGACGUGCCGAGUAACUUGAAUGCAAAAGCUGCUGAGCGUCUUGGCAUUGUCGCACCUCGAUCAAGCACCAGCGAAUUCAACUCACCGUCUGCAGCGGCUGACGUACCCAGUAAUUUGAACGCAAAAGCCGCUGAGCGUUUGGGCAUUGUUGUACCCCGGUCUAGCACUACUGACGACGAAGACGAGAAUCAUCCCAAACGCCACAGUGAGGAGAGCCUCGACUUGGGGCCCAGGACGCCUCCGAAGGUUAACUCCAAGGCAAUGGAUCGUUUAGGGAUCAGGCCUUCAUCAGAAAGUGAGCCAGCUACUCAGUCUCCUGGACUGAUUCUGUGGCCAAAUACCUUCAUCCCAAUGGCACCGUACGAGCUCGAGGGACAUGCAUGUAAACAUGUGCAGACUCUCCUCGGUUGUAAGAGCGCCGUGUUUGAUCACUUACGGGCGCAACGGGUGCCUGAAGGCAAGGAGCGCAUUUCGAGAGCAGAAUUUGAGGACAUCAUCUUCUCGUAUGAGUGCUUCCGCCGUGGUCGUUUCAAUUGGCCGGAGACACUCCCUGAGCUCUCGAUGAACUCUCGAGCCACAUUCGCAUUCUCGGACUCGAAGUCAAGCUCCGCCACACGCUCAUGCCAUCAGUAUCGCAGGGACGAUCUGACGUUCGUGCGUGCCAUACAUGUAUACAACGCGACGAAGAUCGACGAUGAAGUCCCUUUCCCCUCUGCAUCUAUCGUUCGCUCAUGAUCGAUGCAUUAUCUAUCCCAUUCUAUCAUCACAUAAUGCAUAUACUGUAUGUUUAUGCAAGCACUAAACCUACAUUCGCCGAUUAUGCUUCAUCAUGGUUUCCAGCACUUUUGCACGUCUCGAUCAGCCCUCUUACUCGCAUUAUAUCAUUUCAAACGCCGCAUCACGCAUAUUUUUU
Messenger RNA from Coniophora puteana RWD-64-598 SS2, 2650 nucleotides. RefSeq lists its product as uncharacterized. Bases 157 to 2472 code for a protein of 771 amino acids. Gene Ontology annotation, molecular function: methyltransferase activity. Lineage: Eukaryota; Fungi; Basidiomycota; Agaricomycetes; Boletales; Coniophoraceae. The record is from RefSeq and is a predicted model, not a curated record. The transcript has 4 exons.